AUGCCUCUGGGUUCUGGAGCCUCCGUUGCCAGCCUCACAGGGAUCGCCGUAUCGCUCCUGAUCGCAGUCGUCGGAGCAAAUAUCCUCAAACAGCUCUUCUUCCGUGACGCCAAACUACCUCCCGUGGUCUUCCACUACCUCCCCAUCAUCGGCAGCACCGUCUCCUACGGCCAGGAACCGUACGCGUUCUUCUUCAAGUGCCGCGCCGAGUAUGGCGACAUCUUCACCUUUGGACUAUUGGGCAUGAAGGUGACGGCCUUUCUGGGCACCAAGGGCAACGAAUUCAUCCUCAACGGCAAGCUGAAGGACCUCAAUGCCGAGGAAGUGUACGGCCCGCUCACAAUCCCGGUAUUUGGGACGGGCGUCGUCUACGAUAUCCCCAAUGCCCGCUUCAUGGACCAGAAGCGUCUGCUCAAGGAGGGUUUCACGUCCAAAUCCCUCCGCGCAUAUGUGCCGCAGUUUGUGAAAGAGACGGAGCACUACUUAGCUACCAAUGCUGCUUUCCGUGAUCGCAAUAGCGGCAUCGCCGAGAUCGACGGCGUGUUCGCUGAGAUCAGUCUUUAUACGGCCGCCGGCAGCCUGCAGGGCGCCGAAGUACGCGCCAGCCUAGACAGCACCUUCGGCCAGCUCUACCGGCACCUCGACGAUGGCUUCGCGCCCGUCAACUUCAUGCUGCCCUGGCUGCCUCUUCCGAUCAAUAUCCGCCGUGACCGCGCGCAGCGGGCCAUGGCCGCCUUCUACGGCGACAUCAUCCGCAAGCGCCGCGCCGAGGGCAACAAGGCCGGCACAGACGACAUGCUGUGGGCAAUCAUGGACGCCCGGUACAAAGACGGCACGCCACUCCAGGACGGCGAGAUCGCCAACCUUAUGAUCGCGCUGCUCAUGGGCGGGCAGCACAACACGGCCAGCAGCGGCACGUGGAUCAUGCUGGAGCUCGCGCACCGGCCGGACCUCAUCGAGGAGCUGUAUCGGGAGCAAGUGACGGUCCUGGCCGGCGAGCCACUGAGCUACGAGACGACGCAGAAGCUCACGUUGCAUAAUCAGGUCAUCAAGGAGACGCUGCGCCUGCACUCGCCCAUCCACAGCGUCAUGCGCAAGGUCAAGUGCGACAUGCCCGUGCCGGGAACGGAUAUCGUGGUGCCAAAGGGCCAUAUCCUGCUCGCGGCACCCGGCGUGUGUGCGCGCAGCGAGCAGUUCUUUCCGGAGCCGAUGCGUUGGGAUCCUCACCGUUGGGACGCCCCUUCCGACUCUGAAGAGGCUGCUGACGGGGAAGACAAGACCGACGACACUAUCGACUACGGCUACGGCGCGGUGUCGAGCAAGUCGGUGCACUCACCAUACCUGCCCUUUGGUGCGGGGCGGCAUCGGUGCGUGGGCGAGACGUUUGCCUACGCGCAACUCCUGGGGAUUCUGGUCACGCUGGUGAGACUGCUGCAGUGGGAGCAGGUGGAUCCUGAGGCGGAGGUGCCCAAGACGGAUUACUCGAGCAUGUUCUCCAGGCCGGUACAUCCGGCGAGGAUACGGUGGCGGCGGCGGUGGGGGAGGAUGGACGGAGAUUCGAAGGCGUAG
Cyphellophora europaea CBS 101466 is the source of this 1569-nucleotide messenger RNA. RefSeq lists its product as uncharacterized. Gene Ontology annotation, molecular function: heme binding; oxidoreductase activity, acting on paired donors, with incorporation or reduction of molecular oxygen; iron ion binding. The transcript has a single exon. Gene Ontology annotation, biological process: ergosterol biosynthetic process. Bases 1 to 1569 code for a protein of 522 amino acids. The record is from RefSeq and is a predicted model, not a curated record. NCBI's taxonomy places the organism in Eukaryota, Fungi, Ascomycota, Eurotiomycetes, Chaetothyriales, Cyphellophoraceae.